This is a messenger RNA of Dichotomopilus funicola, 2358 nucleotides long. RefSeq names its product ELMO/CED-12 family-domain-containing protein. Bases 1 to 2358 code for a protein of 785 amino acids. Lineage: Eukaryota; Fungi; Ascomycota; Sordariomycetes; Sordariales; Chaetomiaceae. The record is from RefSeq and is a predicted model, not a curated record. Gene Ontology annotation, cellular component: plasma membrane. Gene Ontology annotation, biological process: actin filament organization; cell motility. The transcript has a single exon.
AUGGAUCAAGCCGACAUCCCCGCGCUCCUGGCGCGCCUCGCGUCCGACGAGGAUGCUGCGCGCAAGAUGGCUGUAUUCAAACUGCAGUCUUCCAUAAACGACCCAGCUUUCGCCGAUGUUUUUAUAUCCUCCGGGGGUCUCGUGAUUCUACGUCGUCUAAUCAUGACGGCCGGCGGCAACACCCUCGCCUACUCGCUACAAAGCUUGACCCGGUUGCUGGAAGUCGACAUGGGCUGGGAUAUAUUCGAAGGCCCCUCCGCGGGGGACUUGGUGGAGAGGAUAGUUGAGUUGAUUGUGACCAAUCCGCUGGUGAAUAUUUUGCGCGGCGCCAUGUCCAUCUUGGUUGCUCUGGUUAGCAGGUCGCCAACUUCCUCCUCCAGCGGCUUGACCGGCGCACCCCACGAGCUCAACGGAACUGCUGGCAGUUUGUCGCCACGGACUCCGACCGCAGCUCGCGUGCCAGGCACAUUUGGAUCUCGCGCCCUCAAACCCGCCGUCGCCGUGUACCCCCAGUUCUUCGAAUUGGUCAUUCAGCAGCUCCAGAGCGCAGACCACGCAUUGUGCGCCAAUGCGCUGAUGCUGAUCAAUGCGCUGAUCCGAGACGCCGUCUCCGGCGAAGGGAGCGGCAGCGGAAGCAGCGGUGGUGUCGGCGGCCCCAAUGGCGCGCCGCCUAAAAGCCCUGGAGCCGUCCCGGGCGAGGAAUGGAGCAAGUUCAUAAAGCGCCUGCAGGAUCUCGGCCUGAUUCGCGCGGUGUACAACCUACUACAGAGCUCGGCGCUGCAGGACCUGGCGCACCCGCUUUUGGAGUUCCAAUCGCUGACUAAGGUGUUAUUGAGGAAGUGGAGGGAGGUGAGAGUCGACCUCGAGCGGCCGGAGCACAGGAGAGCGUUGAAGGGGUUACAUCUUGCGAGUGCGCCGGAUAGGCGGCACGCGAAUGGGGCGGUGACGACAGUGCCUGGGACUGCAACGUCCGAAGAUGGAGAAGUGUCACGGAAAGGAAGUCGAAGACACAACCCAGAAAAAUGGAGGAGAUUGGGCUUCGAAACCGAAUCACCAGCCGUCGAGUUUGAAACGGCGGGCUUCCUCGGUAUGAUGGAUCUGACCGAUUAUGUGAGGAAGAAUGAGGACGGUUUCCAGAAGCUACUCCUUGAACAGUCAACACGGCCGCUAAGCCAGAGAUGCCCGGUGGCAAGGGCAAGCUUGACUGUCACCAUGAUCCUUUACGAACACUUCCAGGUGGAUAGGUCAGAUAUGGAGGAAUCCAAGAUUUAUAUGGCCUUAAAUGACGCCUCGACGCACGACAAGUUAUUCCGCCCAUUGUUACUCCAAUGGUCGCGGCUUCAUACCGCGGGGCUCCAUGCCUUUUUCCGCCUCUGGAAGUCAACCGGUGCGCAACGCAACGACUUUGACAAGGUGGCCGAGCUCGUCCGUGUGCUUAUUGAACAAGUGGUGGGCCAGUCAAGCCGGACCAAGGAUGUUCUCGAGGUGGAGGAUGAGCUUCAAGAGUACGAUGCGGCGCGGCUGCGGGAGCUGCAGAUGGAUUUGUUGGAGCUUGCUUUUGAGGACCACUGGGGGCCGCAUCUCUUCCAGGUCCGCGAUGAGCUCAAGCAUGAGGCGCUCCAAUUUGUCAAGGAACAACGGAUCAGGUGCCUGCUGCAGGGCAGUUGGUUUAUUAAGCCGAUGCCUCACACCAGGCAAGAAAGUUAUACUAAACACCGGCUAUAUCAACCGUGGCGAUACGCCAAGCUCUCGCACAACCGCCGGUACUUGCACUACGGCGACUUUCCGGAGAAGCUACCUUACGAUCCCGGGCUAGAAACCCUCACCGAAAAGAUAGAUCUUGGGACUAUCAGCUCCGUUGUGUCCAACGUGUCUGCAAAUCCAGAGGCCGAGACCAGUGAAGCAGAAGGCGAACAGACCCCUAAUUCCAGCACGCCCACACUCCGCCAUAACGGUGCCGCCAUCACGAAGCCUACCACUAAGAUCACCAUCUAUUCCUUCUCUGACGACGCAGCAGGUUCCAGCAUCACCCCUGCAACCCCCGAUACCACCGUCAUUUCCACUCUCGGCGGCGGCAGCAGCACAGAAACCAAAGAACAACCAGUGCUGACACUCUACCCGCCCACUCACAGCCUAGCAUCAGAGUGGUUGGACGGGCUACUCAUGCUGCUAAACCAGGCGCCCAUCACAGCCGAAACAAACAAGCUUGUUACGCUGGUCAGCGAGUAUGGGUUGAAGAUUAGGCUGUUGAACGUUCGCCUGGAGCAGAUGUACGCCGGACCUGAGGGGAGAGGGAAGGGCGUCGGGGUUGUCCCUAGUCGGGAAGGGCUCGAUGAGGACUACUUUUAUGAAAUCUAG